Messenger RNA from Phascolarctos cinereus (koala), 2672 nucleotides. It is a transcript of the gene SNAI1, whose product is annotated as snail family transcriptional repressor 1. Gene Ontology annotation, biological process: regulation of DNA-templated transcription. Gene Ontology annotation, molecular function: RNA polymerase II cis-regulatory region sequence-specific DNA binding; DNA-binding transcription factor activity, RNA polymerase II-specific. The record is from RefSeq and is a predicted model, not a curated record. Lineage: Eukaryota; Metazoa; Chordata; Mammalia; Diprotodontia; Phascolarctidae.
AGCCAUAAUAUGGAAGGAGUAGAAAAGGAAAAGAUUUAAGAUGAAAGCAAGUUUGUUACCUGUGGAGCAGGCAUUCCAGAGAGCACAGUAUUAAGGAUGGGAAUGUUAGAGUGGGAUAUUGGAGAUGGCGAGGAGAAUGGGAACAAGGGAGUGGGCAGAUGGGUGAGUAAUGACAAUUGGGAGGAGGUUCAAAAUCACUAGGAUUAGUUGGGUAUGAUAAGGUAAGAGUUUGUCAAUUCUUGAGGAAUGAGUUCAGGUAGGUUAUUAACAUCCCUAAGUGUUUGGCUCUGAGUGGAGUUCUCUCAGGGCAUUAGACAGUACUGAGUAGCUGGAAGGUGGAAAGGAGGUAUCCAUAUGAAGGCAAGCAUAAGCAGGUUAUUUGUAGAAGGAAUGAAUGGCAUUUCAGAUUUCAGUCCUUCCUAGUAGACAGACCAGGCCAGCAGAUAAGUGGAAGGAGUUCAAUGGGGUGAUGCUUCUUUCUUCUUGGACAGGCAGGCAUGGCCAGGCUAGGAGACCCAGGAAGGAUCUCAAAUGAAGAAAGAAAAUUUUGGGUGGCUUCUGACAGAUGGAAUCAGAGUUGGAAGAGAUCUUAUACCAUAAAUAUCAGAUUGAGAGGAGACCUUGGAGAGAAUCUAGUCUGAUCUCUUCAUUUUACGAGGAAGUUCCCGGGGCUGGCAAAUUCAGACUGGAGUGCGAGAGCUGAGUAGCUUGCGUUUCCAGUACCGUAUACCAGGCGCAGCGGUCAACGAUCGAGCCCCAGGCCCGGAAUCACCAUGCCUCGCUCCUUUCUAGUCAAAAAACAUUUCUCCACCAGCAAGAAACCCAACUACAGCGAGCUGGAGAGUCAGACAGUGAUUGUGUCUCCCCACUUGUAUGACCAAUCCUACCCGAUGUUGGCCAUUCCAGCACCAGAGGUCCUCAGUCCAGCAGUAUGUUACCCGCCACUGGUCUGGGAUAGUGGGCUGCUCUCUAGCUUUUUCACUCCCAUGCCAGUGGCUGCUUCUGGACCCCCAGAAGAGCCCAAGGCCCUGGACCUGACUUCUCUGUCCAGUGACGAUUAUGACAGUGGCAAGGGAUCAGAUCCUCCAAGUCCAGUCUCCCCGGAGGAGGAGGCAGAGAAAUUCUCCUGUGGUCAGUGCCCUGAAUCCUUCACCACCUUGCCUAGCCCCUCCAAACACCAGCAGCUGCAGCACAGUGAAGAUGCCCAGCCUAGAAAGUCCUUCAUCUGCAAGGUCUGUGAGAAGGAGUAUGUGAGCCUUGGUGCCCUCAAAAUGCACAUCCGGAGCCACACACUUCCCUGUGUCUGCAAGAUUUGUGGGAAGGCCUUCUCCCGGCCCUGGCUGUUGCAGGGUCACAUCAGAACCCACACAGGGGAGAAGCCAUUCUCCUGCACACACUGCAGCCGUGCCUUUGCCGACCGCUCCAACCUCAGGGCCCACCUGCAGACCCACUCGGACGUCAAGAAGUACCAGUGUAAAAGCUGCUCGCGGACUUUCUCUCGAAUGUCCUUGCUCCACAAGCAUGAGGAGGCGGGCUGCUCGGGCUCCCGCUGAAAGACUGCAUAUUGAGGGGAGGUCCCGUGCACAAGAUGCCCCACCGCUGCCUGAAGUCUCCCCUUCUCCCCUCCCAUGUUGUGAAAGAGCCAAUCGAAUAUUUGCCAUUAUGAUUUUCAAGGGGGGAAAUGUUUCUAUAGGAAAUAGCUCCCCUGUGUUAACUCCAGCUGUGGAGCAACAUCCCAUCCCCACCCCCCCCCACACUCCCGCCACCACCUUUUCCCUGCCCCCCUCCCCAACUUGCUGCUUCAGUCCUUAAUGAAAAGAACUGGUGACAAUUUUCAUCCUCACCCUCCCCCACCCCACCCCCUUUUGGACUCUGUCUUUUUUUUUUUAAAGGCCGUUCAGGCAUUUCCUGACUGUAGUUUACAAUUUGAACCGUGACAGUUGCAGCUGGUGUCUGAAAUGUCACUUACAGUCAGUCUCCUGGGGGUGUUGUCAGCCUCCUCCAGUGAGGGGGUGUGGAGGGGGGGAGUGAUUUUUUUUUCCUUUUUCUUUUUUUGGUGCUUUUAAACCAAGUCUGUUGGUCACUAUUCCUAUUCAGAAUCCUACAAAUUUCAAUGCCUCACCCCCUUCUGCCAAGAUGAAGGACAAAAAAAAGCAAUCAGGGGGUGUCCUAAUGAACCUUCACAGUGGGUUCUGAAGGUCUGUCUGCUUCUAUCUGGAGGAAGCCACUGCAUGUUCUAAACGUGUUACUAUGCACUUGGCCGGCCAUGGUCCAGCUGCCGCCAGCCACAAUGAUGGACCCGGGGAAUGUGUGGGUCAUUGACAACCUCCCCAAGAAGCAUGAGGAGCCAUUUCAAGUCUGAAUCCCUAUUUCUAGGGUAGUUCUGAGCUGGAGCACCUGUUAAUAUGACUAAUAGUAAGCACUUGUCAAGCCAUACAAUAAGGGGGCUGUGCAGGGCCUGGCCCACUGACAGGUGUGUCCUCAGCUAUUUAUGGUGCCAGACAGGUGCACCAAGUAGGGAUCUCUGCCUGUUUUUUUUUCCCCACAUACUCAGAAGAUGUUUACAUUUCAAAGGUACACUGGUAUUUAUAUUUUUAUGCCACAUUUUGUACUGAUGAAACAUUUUUAUAAUUAUAUACACACAAUUUAUUGAUAUUCAAUAAAGUGCUUAA